Messenger RNA from Orcinus orca (killer whale), 8488 nucleotides. RefSeq names its product beta-1,3-glucuronyltransferase 1 (gene B3GAT1). Gene Ontology annotation, biological process: chondroitin sulfate proteoglycan biosynthetic process; carbohydrate metabolic process. Gene Ontology annotation, cellular component: Golgi membrane. The transcript has 10 exons. Gene Ontology annotation, molecular function: galactosylgalactosylxylosylprotein 3-beta-glucuronosyltransferase activity. The coding region runs from base 5359 to 6528 and encodes 389 amino acids. The record is from RefSeq and is a predicted model, not a curated record. Lineage: Eukaryota; Metazoa; Chordata; Mammalia; Artiodactyla; Delphinidae.
UCCACCGGGCGCGUAUGCGCGCGCCCGUGUGUGUGUGUGUGUGUGUGUGUGUGUGUGCGCGCGCGCGCGUGUAUGGCUGUGCGUGCAGUGGGGCGGCUGGAGAGCCAGCUGGGGACCCGACCGGGGCGGAAGGCGCUGCCGCCGCCGAGGGGCUGCGAAACCAAACCUGGGCGAUGCCUGCCCUCCUCGGGCCGGCGGGAAGGGGAAGCUGGUUCUCGGCAGUUUCCAACAACCGGCCGGGCUCUUAGCUCGCUGGUUCCUCCCUCCCCACCUCAGCAGGUGGUUCCCGGUGGCCGGGAGCCGGGGGCCAGCACCCGCCGCAGCGGCUUCCCAGCGUCGUCCCCAAGCUCUGAGGCUCCAGCCACUGGCAAGUUAAGUCUCUGAAGCUCUGCCGGGAGGCUGAGGGGCUGAGCGGUGCUGAGAGGACCCAGCGUCCUUAGGACGUACAGUGCAGGGGGCGGGGGAGGCACGACCAAGUUCACCACCCGCCCUCCGCCGCCGGGCUCCGGCCUGGGGUCCUAGUCCCUCCCAAGCCAGAGCCCGCAACUUCUGAGAAGGAACAGAGAGGUGAGGCAGGAGAGACUGGAGUAGGAGGCCAGGGAUCUAACUGUGCCUGGGGACAGCCCAGGACCCAGCAGCUGAGGUCGGAGAGACCGCACCCACCCAGACACAGAUGCAUAAACAAGGCCCCAACCGGCCCCCCUGCCCCGACCUCCCCUGGCCGGGCCUAGUCUCAGCUGGGCACCCUUUGCCUGGAUUCUUGUAGAAACUGGGUCUCAGGGGCUCCGGGGAGCUCUCUGCACUGGACGCUGAAGCCAGCCUUGCAGACGGCUGGUCGCCCCAGGCUGGUGGGGACAGCCCUACCUGCGUGGGUACCAGUCUGGGUGGGGUACCCAUCGGGAGCUUGGGCUGUGCGACAUGUACCAGUUCAAAGGACUGGGCACGGAUGUCCCAGUACAGAGCCUGUGGUACCUCCAGUGUGGUUGUGUGGAAACGGGGCACAGCUGCGUAAGUUACUGGCGUCGUGGGGCGCGUGGCUUCACAGGACGGUGGCUCCAGGGUCCUCUGAGAUUUGCCUUCUGUCCCUCACCACAGAGAUUGAGACAUUUCCUCCCAAACCUGCUUAGCUGGUGACGGCUACUGCCCGUACUGGGCCAAACGUCAAGUCCCCCCCUUCCUUUGUUUGGAACAAAGACCCUUCCCCGUGAGACCUUCAAAGAGACUAUCCAUUGUGCCCAGUCCAUGCCCAUCACCCCCAAAGGUUCUGGAGCUGCAUGCACUCCCCUGUGCCCCUUUGGAUGGGAGCAGGAAGGCUUGCCCCGGUUAUGGAGCAGGGAGGGUUGAUGGAUUUGUGCCCCAUUCAGUACCGGCGCCGAGUGGCUUGCUGUGCACGUUUCUGUACCUGACCCGCAGAUGCUGGGGGAUCCCUCCUUGUUCACGCCUGUUGGAGGCUCACAGGUGCUGGGUUGAGUACUUGCACAGAGGUUUCUGAACCAGCAGGCACUGACCGUCCACCUGAAGCAUGGGGACAGAGACCGGGGGCUCCAGAGGAAGAUGCCGGUGGGGCCUGCCCUGUCCCCGGCAUCGGGCCUCUGGACGGACCUGCAUUUUCCCACUGUAGUUUUGAAGGGCGAGGGGUGAGGGGCCCCGGGUGGCUGUACCUCUCUGGUCGUGGCACGGCGUAUGAGGCAGGGCAGGAGCGUUGCAAGCGUGGCGGGUUCGGCAGGGUGAGCUGCCCUGAGCCAGGCUCUAGGAUCAGGGAGCGUGUUGGGUCAGCUUUGGCCGGAGGAGGGCCUGAGCUGGGGUGGAGAGGCCUGAGCACUCCCCUCUGCUGAGAACUGAAGGGGGAGAGGGGCAGGGCUGGGGAAGAGAGAGAAUCUGAGAGCCUGAGGCAGGCAGGGAAGCACGCGAGAGACAGCAGACAAAGACACGGAGGCACAGAUGACGGGGGCCCAGGGGCACGGGUGGGCCAGCCUCGGGCCUCCUUCCAGGAUGCCCCCGCCGGCAGCCAUCAGCCAGGGCAGGAGGCCCUCCGUGGAGCAGUGGGGACGGCCUACUGAGGAGGGCUCUUCCCGAGGCUCGGAUGAAUGUGGGGCUCAGAGGGAGGUCCUCAGGCAGAAGGGGGACAGGCUGUGAGAUCUGGGACUCUCAGGGAGACCCAUCUCUUGGUGCCUACCCCACACCCUUCCCGGCCCCGGGGUACAGUGGACUCUGGGGGAUCCAGCACCUGGGGAGAAGGAAAAGAAAAACCUCCUUCCUGCACCUCCAGGCCAGAAGGCCUUUGGGGCCCCUGCUGAGAGCGUGGGGUGGGGGGCAGGGAGGUAGUGCCAUGCAGGGCACAGGCUUGGCCAGGCCGGGGCAGCCUCAGCCCCUCUGUGACCAGCUGGGUGGACUUCAGGAAAAGCGGAACCCUGUAAGCCCUGGUUUCCCGAAGGCCCAUAAAUCCAGGAGCCUCUCCCACCAGGCUGUUUGUAGGUGAAGUGCUUGGUGGAUGUUACUGUAACAUCUGCAUUGCGUUCACCUCCCCCCACCUUCUUCUGGGGUCUGGAUGGCUCUAGAAUUUGGAGUAGCAAUUCUCUGGCCCACUCUGGGACCGGUCACAUUGGCCUUGUUGCCGGCUCUCCCCUCAGACUCCCACGCCUCCGGACUCUGGGGCUUGUCCAGCCCCUGCCAUGCCUCUGCAUCGAGACAUGCUUGGUGUCUCCUUGCCGAAUGGCAGCAACAUGGGUCCCAUGUCUAAUCGGUGGUCAGUGUGGUCACUGCACGUCUCAGACAGUGGUUGUCCCCAAAAAUCCACACAACUGACGAGAACCCCAGGCCGGUGGCCUCUUGGUAUCCGUGCUAGAAGCUGGCAGAGUGGGCGGAAGUUGCUCAAAAGCCCCCUUCCACACGCAUUCACUGAGCACCUACUGUGUUCCAGGCUCUGGGCCAGUGCUGGGGACGUAAAGCGUCAAACAAUCCAAAAUCAAAUCAGGUUUCCGGUUUAGCUUUAGGAGGAAGGACUGUGUGGGUUGCUUUUUUUUUUUUCCGCAGCUACAGCAAAUUUACUUUUCUAAUGAGGUUUAGCUCCAGCCAAUAUUAAAAUGAAUCUGUACUCCCUGAGCACACCAGCUGACAGCGGGACAGCGGCCUUCCAGCCAAGCGCCUGGCAGGGAUUAGGGCUUUGCCACCGAUAAGCCCAAAAGUGGGGAGUCUCAGUCUGGACCUCCAAGAGUUGGCUGGCUUGGCGAUGAGCCUUGCCUGCAGUAUUAGAGCUGUCAGCAGGGUUUCUCCUGCCCUGCAGGUAGAAGACGUGAGCCGUUAUUAUUGCUUCAUGAGGAGGGGGGAGGGAAGCAGGGGGAGCAGAGACCAGAGGGCAGGGCUGUGGGUAUUAGGAGGGGACCCGGUCUGCGGGUCCUUGCUGACCCCCGUGCAAGCCUGGGCGCAUGCGGUCACCUCCCCCUCACUCCUCUCCCGUCUUGCUUCCUUCUGCGUGAAGUAGUUGAACAAUCUGUCCUCGGAGGCCAUGAGUGUCUUUAGGCUCAGGACUCUGGGCUGUUCAUUUAACCAGCGCUCAGAAGCCUUAGAGCCCAACACUGGACGUGGGGCGGGCUGCUCUCCCUCCCUGGUGGCAUCCCGCAGCCACACCAGCCACAUUUCAAGAGCGCAGUAGCACACAUGUCCUGUGGCCACCAUACUGGAUGGCAUGGAUGCACGCAGGAUGUGCCCAGCGUCCCCAAGUUCUCCUGGCAAGUGUUGUUCUGGGCUCUACACAGCUGGUUUAGUGAGGCGCUGAGAGCGUGGGCUGCUGGACUCACACCCCGGCUCUGCCACGCACAGCCGUGUGGCUUGGGCCAUCGCCUAACCUCUCUGUGCCCCUCAUGUCUUGUCUCUAAGCAGGGAUAACAGGAUGUUUGUGAGGCAGGAAUGAGGAUUACAGUUAAUCAUGUUACUCACUUAGAAUGUGAGGAGUGCUUUGCUUAGCAAUUUUUUUUUAUUACUCAUUUAGUUAAGAUUUCACCUAACAGACACUUAGGGAACAGCGUACUUGGUGCCAGGCGUGCCGAGGGGCCCAGCGUGUGGCCUUGCUUCCAUCUCCCAGCCACCCUGAGUCUCGGUUUCCUCCCCUGUGAUGGGGGCGUGGCUGGUUAAUAAGCCCUGCACCACUCUCCGGGGACAGAAAAUGAGGUGGGGUGUGUGUCUGCCUUUGCAGAUGAACACUGCCAGAUCCCCAGGGAAGCAGAUGCACCUCCCACCAAAGAGCAUUUCCUUAGCCCCCGUGUGUUCAAGGUAAAAGGAGCAAAUGAGGUUCCGGCCUCCGCCAGCAUCUUGGUGGGGACGUGAGGUCUCUGCCUGGGCUCCCAGCCCUGGACCUAAGGUCCAGCGGAGCGAGAGGGGCCCUGGGCCAGACGGGAUUAGCGGUCAGCUGGCUGAGCCCGGUUCCAGGCCCAGCUGUGUCGGCCGCUCUCUGAGUGACAGAAUCUCAGGAGCCUCUAUCUCCUCAUCUGAAAUGAAAGGAGCAUGAAGCAUGUGAACAUUUCCCACCGCGAUUACGCCGCUUCCCUUGGUAAGCUCUCCAUGACGGACGCCCCAGGAGCAGGAGGCAGGAGUGGGGAGCCCACCAGCCGAGAAGGCAAAGGGAAGAGGGAACGGAUCUGGGAGCAGGAAUUCGCAUCCGCAGCCAUGGACUAGCGCUGAGGCCAGCAGAUGGUCUGGCCUGGGAUUAGGAUUCUGUGGCUGUAGGUGCUUCCUUCUUUCUGCAGAUAAGGAAACCGGUGCCCAGGGAGGGUCCACUCCUGUUUCAGGUCACACAGCACUUUGGUGCCUUGUCCCAGACUGUGACCUGAGUCUCCCAAUGCCCACCCCUCCCUCUCUCAGGUCCCCUGUGCUCUUGCAGGACAGAGACAGGCAGCAGGACCACAGGAGCAGCCCCCCAGGCUCGGGAAAGCUUCUGAACUAAAGCCGAAGCAUUACUCACCUAACUCAUCACCUGCCGAUAUUAACUUCCUCUCUCUCCUAGGAACAGAAAAGCGGUGCCCACCCAGGGAGCUGCGUGAGCCCACAGCAGGCAGCCCGCGGCCAGGAGCCCGGACAUCCCGCUCAGCACACCACCACGGAGCCCACGCCCCAUGGACCACCCUCCUCGGCACAGCCUUGUCCUUGGGAGGGAGGAAUCUGCUAGAACUGCCCAGAGGCCGUUGACGUCGCCCAGCAUUCGUGGUGCUCCCUGUGGGCCAGGCGCCGUGAUAGUGUUUUCCAUGGACCCCUCAUUUGAUCGCAGAGUGGCCUGGUGUCCACCCCGCAGGGUUCCUGACCCACUUCAGAAGGCAGCACCCACCAGACUCCGGUAGGGCCGGACUCCGCAGACCUGCUUCGGCAAUGGGUAACGAGGAGCUGUGGGCCCAGCCAGCCUUGGAGAUGCCGAAGAGACGGGACAUCCUUGCGAUUUUCCUCAUCGUGCUGCCUUGGACGCUGCUGGUCACCGUGUGGCACCAGAGCACCAUCGCGCCCCUGCUCACCGCACACAAGGCCCACAGGGCCCCAGGCAGGGAUGCGCUGACGUUCCCGCGGGUAGAGCAGAGGAGAGCUGCAUGGGGCGGGGGGGCCGAGGUACUUGCUGCGGAGCUGCCCACACCGCCCCCCCUCCAACCCGCAGAUGACGGCAGCGAUCCCCGACGCGAGGCGCCACCCGGAGUGGACCCCAGGGAGUACUGCAUGUCCGACCGCGACAUCGUGGAGGUGGUGCGCACCGAGUACGUGUACACGCGGCCCCCGCCCUGGUCCGACACGCUGCCCACCAUCCACGUGGUGACGCCCACCUACAGCCGCCCGGUACAGAAGGCUGAGCUGACGCGCUUGGCCAACACACUGCUGCACGUGCCCAACCUGCACUGGCUGGUGGUGGAGGACGCACCGCGCCGCACGCCACUGACCGCGCGCCUCCUGCGCGACACCGGCCUCAACUACACGCACCUGCACGUGGAGACGCCGCGCAACUACAAGCUGCGCGGGGACGCGCGCGACCCGCGCAUCCCGCGGGGCACCAUGCAGCGCAACCUGGCCCUGCGCUGGCUGCGUGAGACCUUCCCGCGCAACUCCAGCCAGCCCGGCGUCGUGUACUUCGCGGACGACGACAACACCUACAGCUUGGAGGUUUUCGAGGAGAUGCGCAGCACCAGGCGGGUGUCCGUGUGGCCCGUAGCCUUCGUCGGCGGCCUUCGGUACGAGGCCCCGAGGGUCAAUGGGGCCGGGAAGGUGGUCGGCUGGAAGACUGUGUUCGACCCCCACCGGCCGUUUGCAAUAGACAUGGCGGGGUUUGCGGUCAACCUGCGGCUCAUUCUGCAGCGAAGCCAGGCCUACUUCAAGCUCCGCGGCGUGAAGGGAGGCUACCAGGAAAGCAGCCUCCUGCGAGAACUUGUCACCCUCGGUGACCUGGAGCCCAAGGCGGCCAACUGCACCAAGAUCCUGGUCUGGCACACACGGACUGAGAAGCCGGUGCUGGUGAACGAGGGGAAAAAAGGCUUCACUGACCCCAUGGUGGAGAUCUGAGCCCCAGGACACAGGAGCCCCCUUCUCAGACCUGCUCCUGGCCACCUGUGCUCCCCACGCGGGUGGUCCCUCCGAGGCGGACUCCUGUGGAAUCGCCGUCACCCUCCUUUCUACUCUGGGGCCUUCAGAGAGACCAGCCUGAUGCCAGGACAAAGGACGGAGACCCUAAAGCACAGAAACCCCAGACCUGUUGUUCUGUUCCAUCUGCCCUGGCAGGGCCGGCCGGGGCAGACACCAUGGGCCCCAAGCCCGGGAGUGAUGCCAGGCUGGGAGGGGGUGAAAGACCCCAGCAGUCCAGCAGAGGGCUCCCCAGCUCCCCCUCGAGGCCCCACAACCACACCUGGCCAGGGACUGCGAAAGACGGCAAGCAGCCCCCACCCCCGGCAUCAGGAACGAGCUGCUCCGAGGAGAUGCAGCCCCUCCGGCCGGCUUUUCUCUGGCUCCUGCUUGCGGAGCGUAAGGCUGUCUGUGCUCCCGGCAGGCGGCCAGCCCUGUGUGCGGGGAGUCAGGCUGCCAGAGGGCUGCUCUCCCCAUACCUCAACCUCGUGGAGGGAGCAGAGCGCCCUCCCCGGCUCUUGUCCCAGCGCAAGGAAGGAGGUGGGCCCUCCACCCAGCACAGGGUAUAGACCACAGGGCACCUCCCCAACGCCCACUGGGCUCCGGGCCCCUCGCCUGGGCUGGGACUGGGGAAGCAGGAGCCCCCAACCCAGAGCCAUGAGAACCACAGGCCUCAGGGGCUCGAGGGAGCAGGUGGGCCAGGAGGAGAGAGGAGGGGCCCGGGCGGUCCCAGGGCUCCUCCCUGCCCCUGGCUGGGGGACUCUGGAUUAGCAGAGGGGUUUAAGGAAGGGGGCAGAGAUGAUCUGGACCCCGAGGGCAGGAUACCUGAGCACACACUGCUUUGGAAAUCAUGCGAUUUACACACCGAGUGGGAAGUAAAACCUCCCUUCUCCCUAAACUGGGGGCGCGAAGAGCAAGCCGGCCUCAUGUCCGGCCGCCCAGCCGCCCCAGACAAGGAACCGUGUGCGGCCCUCAGCCAGGAGGAGAGGUGCCUGUCUCCCUGGCUUCCCGACGGGGCCGGCCCUCCGCCGGUCUCCACUCACACUCCUGAGCGUUGGAAGCACAAUUUUCCUCCCCUGUGGAGGCAGAGGAAGGGCCUGAGCCCGCUGAACAGGUGUUUACUUUUAACCGCUAAUAGCCCCUACUCCACUUAGACUCAUGGGAUGGGUCUGCGGGCCACGGAGAGCCCACUCCUGGGUGCAUGGGUGGGUGGGCAGUGGGCCGCAGCCCAGCGACCUAACAUUCACGGAGUAUCGGCUGCCUGUUUUUGAAGUGGAUUUAACUCCUCAGCAUAGUCACGAAACCUUCGAGGGAAGGCUCAUGUCCCUGAGGGCCCUGAGCCACCUGCAGGACGUCCCACACCCAUGGUUGCCUGGGAACCACCUGGGUGGCGGGGGAAGGGAGGGUGGGCGAGGGCGGGCACCGUCGAGCGAGUGAACUCAUGCAGGGCACUACUCUGCCUCACUCGCCGGGACCAGCCCCAAACGCAGGGGCGGCUUGGCUGGGCUCGGGCCGCCUUGGCCCGGAACCCAGGGCUCGUUUCAGGAAACUUGGUAACGACAACAUGGUCUCCUCUUUUCUUUGGCAGAUGGUGUUUCUAUUGUUUUCACCUAAUACCCUCUCUUAGCUGCACGUGUGUUUAUUUAUAAUUACAACCCGAUGGACUGCAGCUUUCGCCUUCACUGGGAAUGAGUUUGCUAUGAAUCAGAACUGGGUCCAUGGCUAGUUUGUUUUCCAAACGCAGUGUGUUCCCUGCUCCCCCCUGUACAGGAGUGGGGUGGGGGCCGGAGGACAGAGACGGGGAAGGUGGAGCCCCCAAGCUGCACUAUCGGGUCUGUUUUAAUUUAACUGUAUUUAAUUUGUUUUGAAAUUAAAAGUCAAAUAUGGUUUUUAACAGUCUUAA